AAAGGAAUUGAGAAAGGGAAAAAAGAAAGAUAGGAAGAAAAAGAGAGAAAAGGGCGCACAGCCACCUAGACCACGGCCCCAAACCACUACGGUCCGUCGUCGUUCGUCAGUCUCAGUCUUCUUUUCUUCUUUUUGGAGGCUUUCUCUUCCUUCCAUGGAACCAGCCGUUGCCACAGAGACGGAGCGAAUCCAGCCACAAUCUCACUCCCUCACCCCCUCUUCCUCCGCCGCCGCCGCCGCCAGCAAAAACAUGAUUACUGCUCCGUCGGCACCGGCUCUUCUUCUUCUUCCCCUUCCCCACAAUUCCUCCUCUCUUUGACUUCCUUACUUUCCAUCUAUCACUUCCUUGCUGUAAUUAAAAUCCGACCCUCCCUUCCUAGCAGGUUUUUUUUUUUUUGGGUUCUUCUUCUUAUCUUUACUUACCGUCUCCUAUCGCUCGAAAACAGUUGGCGGAAGCAGCUCCUCUGUUUGUUUAGAUCUAUCCGAAUCGGCCCUCCCCCUUUUCUUUUGUCGGUGGGGGGUUGAUUAUUCCCUGUAUAUUGUGUCUGUGAACCCUAUUCUUAUUCUUUCUCUUCACUCUGCUGCUGUUCAAAAACGUUGGAUUAGGGUUUCGCUACUCUAGCUAGGGGGGUUUCUUUUCGUUUCUAUUCUCCGCGCUCCCGUGGGUUCCUUCCGUUUGUUCUUCUCCGAUGGAGCCCCGUGUUGGCAAUAAGUUCCGGCUCGGUCGUAAGAUCGGCAGCGGGUCGUUCGGGGAGAUCUAUCUGGGCACGAAUAUUCAAACCAAUGAGGAGGUUGCAAUUAAGCUGGAGAGUGUGAAGACAAAGCAUCCUCAGCUGUUGUAUGAAUCCAAGUUAUACAGAAUCUUGCAGGGAGGAACUGGUAUUCCAAAUGUGAGGUGGUUUGGUGUUGAAGGAGACUACAAUGUUCUGGUGAUGGAUUUGCUUGGUCCUAGUCUUGAAGACCUAUUUAAUUUUUGCAGUCGGAAACUCUCUUUAAAGUCUGUUCUUAUGCUUGCAGAUCAGAUGAUCAAUCGAGUAGAAUUUGUUCACACUAAGUCCUUCUUACAUCGAGACAUCAAGCCAGACAAUUUUCUGAUGGGUCUUGGAAGACGGGCCAAUCAGGUAUACAUCAUUGAUUUUGGUUUGGCUAAGAAAUAUCGGGAUAGCUCAACUCAUCAGCACAUUCCAUACAGGGAAAACAAAAGUUUGACUGGCACUGCUAGAUAUGCAAGCAUGAAUACUCAUCUUGGGAUUGAGCAAAGCAGAAGGGAUGAUCUAGAGUCUCUUGGUUAUGUUCUUAUGUACUUCCUGAGAGGAAGCCUUCCUUGGCAGGGACUAAAAGCAGGAACGAAGAAACAGAAGUAUGAGAAAAUUAGUGAAAAGAAGGUUUCUACUUCAAUUGAGGCCUUGUGUCGGGGAUAUCCAAGUGAAUUUGCUUCGUACUUUCAUUACUGCCGUUCAUUACGGUUCGACGAUAAGCCAGAUUAUGCAUACUUGAAAAGAAUAUUCCGUGAUCUCUUCAUUCGUGAAGGCUUCCAGUUUGAUUAUGUCUUUGACUGGACAAUAUUGAAGUAUCAGCAAGCCCAGCUGGCUAAUCCUCCUGCUCGUGGCCUUGCUCCGGGUGUUGGAACUAGUUCUGGAAUGCCUCCUAUUGCCAGUGUGGAUAGACAGACAGAAUUAUAUGAGUGUGAUGUUGUGUUUGUACUUUUUGCCCGUGUCCUGGCAGCUGAAGAGGCACGUCCUGCUGCUGGGCAGUCCAUGGACCCCGCUCGACGGAGAUUCUCUGGACCAAUAUUGAACUCUGGAAGUUAUACAAAUAAUAAGCAAAAGAGUCCGGUUGGAAAUGAUGCUCCUAAGGAUCCCAUUUUACCAAGCUCCAACUUCUUGGGUCGAUCGUCGAGGCGUGCUGCAGCAGCUGUUUCGAGCAGCCAUGGCGAUAUGUUUGCCGCUGGAAGAAGCGAGUCUGGUGGAGGUGCUGGUCUGGUGAAAGUUUCGAGUGGUCAAAGAAGCCCCCCUCCUGUUGGUUCGUCGGGGGACCCUGCCAGGCGUACAUCAUCCUCUGCUAGAAAUACAACGCAGAUAAAGACUACAUUCGAAUCCGCCCUGAAGGGAAUUGAGGGUCUGACUGUUGACAGUGAUGACAAAGUUCCAUAUUAAGAGAGAUUCUCUCUAUAUCUUCUGCAAGCAGGCUGAGGCGGGCAGCUGAUAAGCAAGAACUAAAAAUUUGUUUGUAAAGCAGGAGGAUCUCCAAUGAUGUGUGCUGUUGUCGCUCAGCUGGGUAGACUAGUUUGGUACAAGGGUGUGAUGAGUUUGUUGUUGAAGGUGGAAAAAGAGUGUUAAGGCCGGAUUUUAUUUCCGGUUUGAACACCCGGGAAGUGCACAUACAUGAAAAUAGAGAGGCAAAGCUUCUGGGGAUUGAAUUGUUGCUCUCUGCAACAGAUGCUGUGUGUAAGCCAUUUUAGUUCCAACUAUGAAUUUGCGCCCGUUUAAACCAUCCCAGGUUGAUCAUAUAAUUUGCCCUGGUCAUCUUAAGCUUUAAAUCUUCUCUUAUCGUUGUAGUUCCUCCGCGUAAGAUUUCGUUUAUCCUGCAUUUGCUUUUCAGUUCACACGACCAUAUCCUUGUAUCUCGAUUAUUGGCGUGAGCCAGGUUGCACAUUGACAGGUUUUCGGCAUCACCGAUUCAUCAAUGUAGUGAAUUUGCUUGUUCUUUGGUA
Linum tenue is the source of this 2713-nucleotide messenger RNA. Lineage: Eukaryota; Viridiplantae; Streptophyta; Magnoliopsida; Malpighiales; Linaceae. The record is from the annotation of a GenBank genome assembly.